CAGUUCAGUGUGAAUUGAGAAGGUCGAUGGUUGGACAUUAUAAAUCGACUCCGUCUAUCGUUACAAUAAAAUGUUGUUGAGCGUUUUAAUCGCAGUAUUCGGAUUGCAAUUUGCAAAGGCCCAGAUUUUCGUCGAGGAUUUUCACUUGUCGAAAUCACAGGAUGUGUCUCACCUUCGCGUAGAAUAUCACACAAGCAAUAAUGUUCUUGAGAACGAUUCAAUGACAUACUCGUUGUGGAAAGGUCAGCACGCCAUUCAUGUAUCUCAAUUGAUACAGAAAUUUGGUCAGAACGUCAAAGCCACACGUACGGAAAAUGGAUUCACAUUCGACGGAUCCGACUCAUCACUACAGAUAAAAAUUGAAGACGACACCAGUACCUUUGCACUGAUAUCUGUUGAAAGGAAUACAAAGAUAGCUGAACGAUUGGACGAUUGUUUUGAACUCAAAUCACAAGAAAUCAGUUGGUAUGGGGGUCCACAGCAGCGAUAUCAAUACUGGCCCGUUGAAAGAUUAACGUUCGACGAUUAUUCUUACGUAACGAAACAAGUAGAUAAUUGUGCCAUCGCCGAGAGAUACUGGUUGAAUUCGCAAGGCGUUUUUAUCUAUGUGGAUGCGGAGGCGCCAUUGUUUCUGAAUCAAAUAGCAAACAAGUCACUAUGCUUGACUGCUGAAAAGAAGCUUCCGUAUUAUGCCCAUGACAAUGAACCCAUUUCGUUCAAUUACAAAAUUGGUAUCUCAUCGAAUGCCAGAGCGGCGCAUAUGGUAGCGAUUGAUAAAUUUUUGAAGAAGCCAACUGGCAUUCCCGAUGAAAGAAUGGUCAGACAUCCCAUAUGGUCCACAUGGGCUAGGUAUUACAAACCGAUCAAUGAAUCGAUUUUGCACAGCUUGGCCGACGAAAUAUUACUGCAUGGGUUCAAUAACAGCCAAUUGGAAAUCGACGAUUUGUGGGAGAUAUGUUACGGUUCUACUGAGUUUGAUACCGUCAAGUUUCCGAAUAUGAAAUCAUUGACCGAUGCACUGAAGGCGAAGGGUUUCCGUGUUACGUUGUGGGUUCACCCAUUCAUAAAUAAGGUGUGUGAACCUUAUUACACAGAAGCGUUGAACAACGGUCAUUUCGUAUUGAAUCAAAAUAAUGACCCAUCCGCUCAGUGGUGGAACAGUGAUGUGGGGGAAGCAUCCUACAUUGACUUCACAAAGCCAGCAACUGCCAAGUGGUACUCCGAUAAGUUAACUGCUUUGGCACUAGCAGCUGGAAUUGAUAGCUUUAAAUUUGAUGCUGGCGAGAGCAGUUUCAGUCCGUCAGAUCCUGCUUUGAAUGCUACGAAAGCACGUCACCCUCUCGCUAUAACGACAGACUACUUAAAUACAGUGGCAAAGUUCGGACCGAUGAUCGAAGUUCGUUCCGGUUUUCGUAACCAAGAAAUGCCAGUAUUCUUGAGAAUCAACGACAAAGACUCAGAUUGGAGCUGGGACAAUGGCCUGCCAACAUUGGUAACAACUUUACUUAUGCUGAAUAUGGUUGGCUAUCCAUUACUACUACCUGAUAUGAUCGGCGGUAAUGGAUACGGUAAUAAUCCUCCGAAUAAGGAGUUGUUUCUCCGUUGGCUCCAAGCAAAUGUCUUCAUGCCAAGUUUGCAAUUUUCGUUCGUUCCAUGGGACUACGAUGAUGAGACGAUCAGUAUCAGUCAUAAGUUUACCGACCUUCAUGCUGAGUAUACAGACGUGAUCAUGGAACGAUUUCGAUUAGCGACCACGAAUGGAGAUCCGGUGAAUCCACCGAUUUGGUGGAUUGCACCUGACGACCGGAUUGCCCAACUAAUAAAUGAUGAAUUCCUUUUGGGUGACAAUAUUCUGGUUGCUCCUGUUUUACAGGAGGGAAAAGUGUCAAGAGACAUUUAUCUUCCUCGUGGUGAGUGGGUAGAUCAAAAUGGAGACUCGCAUACCGGACCGAUUUGGCUAAAAGAUUAUCCAGCUGACUUAUCAGUGCUGCCUUAUUUCAUCAAAAGUGGAUCGAGUUUUGUAAGAUUGAAUUUUGGUCUGAUGGUUGUGGCUUUGCUGGCAAUAUGUUCGUUGGCGAAGGUGUAACAUUUAGGAUUCAGUGGCUUUUCAUAAAUUAGAAGUACGAGUUACAAGAAAAAACGGAAAAUAAAAUUUGUGCAAGGAAGAGAAGUG
Messenger RNA from Bradysia coprophila, 2173 nucleotides. RefSeq names its product alpha-galactosidase MYORG-like. The record is from RefSeq and is a predicted model, not a curated record. Gene Ontology annotation, biological process: carbohydrate metabolic process. Gene Ontology annotation, molecular function: hydrolase activity, hydrolyzing O-glycosyl compounds. Lineage: Eukaryota; Metazoa; Arthropoda; Insecta; Diptera; Sciaridae.